UUCCAGGUUGCAAAGGGAGCUAUAUCAAAAAACAGAAACAAACACGUUAACAGACUUGAGGAGGCUGAACAAAUUAGUUAAUUAUUAGUAUGCUGCUGUGUCAGUGCAAGCAUGUCUGUUUUGGGAGUCAUUGUGUUAAAAAUAUCUUUAUUGUGGUGGAUCAUGUUUGGGUAGGAGGGAUCGUUUUGCCCCACUGAGCCAGCCUCGUGGGCAGCAGAUGAGCCAGAGAGACUUGUGUGUGAGCGUGUGCGUGUGUGUAUGUAUGUGUGUGCGUCUGCUGAGCUGUGAGCAGAGGAGCCCCGCCAGCCAGCUUGCUCUAACUGUGCUCUGCACACACUCCAGUCCAACUGCUCGUCUCUUCUCUCUGCUCCAGAUGAUGCCUUGGAUUUAGCUGGCCCACAUGAGUGAUAUGAAUAACACACUGGACGAAAUACACACUUCUGGAAGCCUCGGAGAGAAAGCAGACAUUUUUCACAGUGGCAAGGGUAAUGUGAGUGGCUGUCCCGGCCCAGCCCUCAUCCCUUUGCGAGCUCCUUUACUAACACCAAAUGCCCAGAAGAACAGGACUGCGCUCUGCUGCAAGGGGAACAGGAGCAACAAAGAGGGAGAGGAGUCAUUCUCUUCCCCUGUUCCAAACCCUUUUCCAGAGCUUAUCCCCUCAACCCUGUCCCCCCUCGUCUCUGAAUGUUUAUUACCAUGGACCAAAAGUAGUGCAACUCAGGUAAUCAAAGUUUAUAAUGAAGAUAACACAAGCAGAGCAGUAGAGGUUCCCAGUGACAUCACUGCCCGCGAUGUAUGCCAGCUGUUUGUCUUGAAGAACCACUGCAUCGAUGACCACAGCUGGACUCUUUUUGAACACCUUUCACAUCUGGGAAUAGAGAGAACCAUUGAAGACCAUGAGUCUGUCAUGGAGGUGCUAUCAGGCUGGGGACUGGACACAGACAGCCGACUGUAUUUUAGGAAGAACUAUGCCAAAUAUGAAUUCUUCAGGACACCCCUGGACUUUUUCCCAGAUCACAUGGUUUCCAUAUCCAGUGAAACCAAUGGGAUGGUGGAUCACUCUCAGCUUAUACAGACCUUUCUCAACUCCAGCACCUGUCCAGAGAUACAUGGACACCUUCAUGCCAAAGAGCAAAGCAGAAAGUCCUGGAAGAAGUUUUACUUUGUGCUGCGGCGGUCGGGUCUGUAUGUCUCCAACAAGGGAACUUCCAAAGAACCAAGGCAUCUCCAGUUCAUUGCUGACUUCAGUGACAGCGAUGUCUACACUGUGUUGUCAGCCAAAAAACUACACGGAGCACCUACAGAUUACGGCCUAUGUGUCAAGUCCUCAAAGUGUAGUUCAGCUCGGGACUUGAAGCUGCUUUGUGCGGAUGAUGAGCAGACCAGGACCUGCUGGAUCACAGCCAUGCGCUUGUUAAAGUUUGGGAUGCAACUGUACCAAAAUUUCAUCCAGCCACACCAGAAGCAAAAAGCUUCACCGAUGAGAAGCAUCUCAGAGAACUCACUGGUGGCAAUGGACUUUUCUGGCCAGAAGAGUCGAGUGAUCGAGAACCCAUCUGAGGCGUUGUCUGUGGCUGUGGAAGAGGGCCUGUCAUGGAGGAGGAAAAGCUGCCACCGUCUGAGCGGCCACGGGAGUCCCUCCACAUCACAGAGUUCAGUGUCAAACAUCGCCCUCCACUUGGCUCAGGCCUGGUUUCAUGGCAAACUGUCUCGGGAUGAGGCUCAGCGUCUCAUCACUCAACAGGGACUUAUCGAUGGAGUAUUUCUUCUGAGGGACAGCCAAAGUAACCCCAAGACAUUUGUCCUGUCACUGUGCCACAUGCAGAAAAUCAAACACUUUCAGAUCUUACCUAUGGAUGAUGAUGGGGAGGUAUUCUACAGCCUGGACGAUGGUCGCACACGGUUCACUGACUUGAUUCAGUUGGUGGAGUUUUACCAGCUAAACCGUGGCGUGUUGCCCUGUAAGCUCAAACACCACUGUGCCCGGAUCACCCUGUGAACAAGGGACCCAAGAGACCCCCGAGGGCCCAAUUGCACCUUAACUCCGGGGCCUUUCUGGACAAACACUCCCAGUGUUCCUGUGCCUUGAAGAAGAAAGACAUACAGGCUAACUAAACAGCCAUGCCAACAGAAACCACUGUUAACAUCCACUAUUGUGCAACAUGGUCCCUCCUUAUUUUUCUUUUUGAGAAAAAAGCCAAUGGACUGUAUAAUAACAGACAACAUGUGCUGAAGGUGAUGUGCAGUUCUGUCUGGUGAACAAUAUUCUUUGGCCCUGUAAUGUGCUCAUACGUGGCGGUAAAAUUCAAAUGUCCACAAACCAAAAUGAGAGUAUUUGUACUGUAAUAUAGAGCUGAAUGGGUACUGUUAACAGCUUGUCAAUUUAACAGAAUCAUGACACCCAUGAAAGAGUUUUUCUUGGUAAAUGAAAGCUGGAAUUUGAGCUUUUACUGAAAUUGUAGUAUGUAUAAAGUAACUACAUAAACCUGUCAGUUACAGUCCGUUAAAGCUAGUGAUGGUUGAAGCCCAACAACGGCAUUAGUUUUUUAUUUGAAACCAUUAUCAUGCCAGGAAUCGUAACACACACUUCAGUUAGAUUUGAGAAAAACUAAGCUAUCUUACUUUGCAAUUAUUCAGGUAUUUUCUUUCUUUCUUUUUUUUUUUUUUAAGAAAAUGAUCUAUGUUUUGUAUUUGAGAGAUAAAGUGACCUCUUGGAAAGUGUCAAUGUGCAUGCCCUGUAAGCUGGCCUGAGACUGCUGAAGAGAGACACAGAGAGGUGUAAUGUACUUGUGGAGACAAAUGGCACACAACCUCACUAGCCUGCACUGUACAUUCAUUUUUACAUGUAUGUGAUUAAAUGAAAUGUUUGUAUAACAUGAAAUUAGUUGUGAGCUCAGUCUAGAUGUAAGUCAUGACGAUGGAAAUCUGAAAUACUCUGUGACUGAUUUUAAUCAUGUCUGAUUCAUUGUAUAUUGAAAUGUAGGUUUUUAUAUUUUUCAACGAUUCAGGUAUACAGUUUGCAACACCUGGCUUGGUUGUAUUUUGCUGUUAUUGCCACUGCUGUGCAUAAAUGGUGUCAUAUUGUUUGUCCUCAAAAAGCCAUUCAGCUUUAAAAAACAAGGUAUUUUAAUUCAGUGACAUGAUUGAAAUGACCAUCUUCUUUGAUAGUAGUUUUUUUCUUUCUUUUCCAGCUGGACAACAGUGCAUUGAACAAUGAAUGUCAUGGACUGCAUAGUUUUAUAUAUAUAAACAAAGUCUGUUUGUAAUGUC
This is a messenger RNA of Acanthopagrus latus (yellowfin seabream), 3270 nucleotides long. It is a transcript of the gene grb14, whose product is annotated as growth factor receptor-bound protein 14. Gene Ontology annotation, biological process: insulin receptor signaling pathway; negative regulation of insulin receptor signaling pathway. The record is from RefSeq and is a predicted model, not a curated record. Gene Ontology annotation, cellular component: plasma membrane; cytoplasm. Lineage: Eukaryota; Metazoa; Chordata; Actinopteri; Spariformes; Sparidae. The coding region runs from base 401 to 1999 and encodes 532 amino acids. The transcript has 14 exons.